Molecule: messenger RNA, 1991 nt
Organism: Sceloporus undulatus (fence lizard)
Lineage: Eukaryota; Metazoa; Chordata; Lepidosauria; Squamata; Phrynosomatidae
Gene: NGFR
Product: nerve growth factor receptor
Exons: 7
Coding region: 101-1438 (445 amino acids)
Biological process (GO): Rho protein signal transduction
Cellular component (GO): plasma membrane; cell surface
Molecular function (GO): nerve growth factor binding; death receptor activity; coreceptor activity
Source: RefSeq, a predicted model, not a curated record
CCCAAAGCUCCCAAAACGGAGCAAGAACCGGGGGAGGUUUGUAGGAGAUCCCCGGCCUCAGCCUUUCUCCUUCGCCUUUGCCUCCUUCGGAAGGACGGUCAUGGAGGAGGACAAGAAGGAGGAGAAGGAGAAGAGGAGAGUGGCGCUUUUCCUGGGCAUUUUGCUGCUUUCUGGGGGCUCUGCAUGGGCCAAGGAGAAAUGCCCCACCGGAAAGUUCACUGCCAGUGGAGAGUGCUGCAAAACUUGUAAUAUCGGGGAAGGGGUUGCCCAGCCAUGUGGGUUAAACCAAACUGUCUGUGAACCAUGCCUGGACAGUAUUAGCUAUUCUGACACAGUGAGUGCCACAGAGCCAUGCAAGCCAUGUAAGGAAUGUGUGGACUUGGAGAGCAUGUUGGUGCCCUGUGUGGAGUCAGAUAACACCGUCUGCAAAUGUAUCUAUGGCUACUAUCGGGACAGGAUGAGCCACCAAUGUCAAGAAUGCAAAAUCUGUGAAGUGGGCUAUGGCCUUGUGUACCCUUGUGGGGAAACUCAGAACACCUGGUGUGAGAAGUGCCCAUUUGGGACUUACUCUGAUGAUGCCAACCACGUGGACCCCUGUUUCCCUUGCACCGUGUGUGAAGAGGAUGAGAUCACAGUCAAGGAGUGCACUGCGACAUCAGAUGCCAAAUGCAGAGCUCUUCAUCCACGAUGGACAAUUCCACCAACUACAGCCUUGAUGGAUUCCAACACUAGUGAUGCAGUCACAGAUAUCAGACACGAUUUUCACCCAGGAAGUCCUGAAAGCCCCUUUCCUGUCACAAGUGAUCCAGAUACCCUGGACAUUUUGGGGAGCACGGUGGCUGGCACAGCAACCACAAUCAUGGGCAGCUCCCAACCAGUGGUCCGAAGUGGCACAGCGGACAAUCUCAUCCCCGUGUACUGCUCGAUUUUGGCAGCUGUGAUAGUGGGGCUGGUGGCAUACAUUGCUUUUAAGAGGUGGAACAGCUGCAAGCAGAACAAGCAGGGAGCCAACAAUCGCCCAGUCAACCAGACACCUUCACCAGAAGGAGAGAAACUUCACAGUGAUAGUGGCAUCUCAGUUGACAGCCAGAGCCUGCAUGAUCAACAGCCGCAGACACAGACAGCAUCAAUGCAAGGCCUUAAAGGAGAUGGGAACCUUUAUACGAAUCUGCCUGCCAACAAGCGGGAGGAGGUAGAAAAGCUACUGAAUGGCUCCACGGAGGAAACAUGGCGUCACUUGGCCGGUGAACUGGGCUACAAGGAGGACCACAUAGACUCCUUCACUCAGGAGGAAUACCCUGUCCGGGCCCUGCUCUCAGAUUGGUCCAGCAAGGACAGUGCCACAAUGGAUGCCCUUUAUUCUGCCUUACGUAAAAUCCAGAGGGGAGACAUUGUGGAAAACCUUUACAGCGAAUCUACCGCUAGCUCACCAGUGUGAAGUGGGGAGAAGGGGCAGGGGUGCUCUGGGCAGUUAUGCUCCACACCCUGCUCUUUCCUCACUGGUGCCUCUUGGGAGAAAACAUGUGAAGGAAAGUUUUAAAAAGCAGAGCUUGUUCCUACCCGGUCUACCAUUUUGGGGGACACUGGAGCACUCCAGUAGGCACUGACUUGGUUUUAUUUUUCUUCUCUCCUGUAUUUUCACCCAAUACCUCUUGCCAGUAGCAGAACUGUUAUAUACUGAAAGGAGGUAGAGGAAAGUAACCAGAGCAGAUAUUUGGGUUUUCAAGUGUUUCACUUUCCUGGACUGAUGAUAUUUUCUUGCUUCUGAUGAAGGUCAAGGCUGAAGAACUGUGUCUGGUCAAUGCCAGUAUAGUUUGGCCUCCCUCUUUCAGGGUGCCUCUUUUCUGCAACAUUUGUCCUGUGUGCCUCUCCUUUCCCCUUCAGGUGAAUUCUCUUUCCAUAUUUACCGGCUGUUCUCUUUUGGGCACCAGCGUCCCUUAAGCUGAAAAACAAAAGGAGGCCUGGCUGAAUAUGUUGCAUGGCUGGUGAUG